AUGGCCUCAUUACAACAGCAACAAUCCGUUGAUGAUUAUCACAUAUGGCGAAGUGAUUAUGGUCAAAUAAUUCAUGUACCUUACCGUUAUAGUCGUGUUUGGGAGAUCGAAAAACUCUGGAAUCCAGAAUUCAUACAUUGGUUCUUCAAUAAGUAUUGGAGUUGUUCAAUCUAUAUAGCGAUACUAUACGCAGUAAUUGUGCAUGCGCUACAACGGUAUCAACAAUCACGUAAAGCAUGGGUUCUACGUCAUUCGUUAUGCAUAUGGAACGCAUCACUUGCUUUUUUUAGUAUUGUUGCCACUUUCAGAUUUGGUGAGGAAUUUAUGUACACCUUUCUGAAUCGGCCCAUAUUGCACUCAUUAUGUUAUUCAAUAAACCCAACAAGUCCUGCAUCAUUUUGGGCAUGCGCAUUCGCGUUAUCAAAAAUCGCUGAAUUAGGCGAUACGUUCUUUGUGGUUAUGAGGAAAAAACCACUUAUUUUUUUGCACUGGUAUCAUCAUGCUGUGGUUUUGGUUUACAGCUGGAAUUCAGCCGUUGAAUUAACCGCAGCCGGUCGUUGGUUUAUAUUUAUGAAUUUUUUCGUUCAUUCAAUAAUGUACACGUACUAUUCAUUCACCUCGUACGGUAUACGUCCACCACGUGUGUUAUCGAUGUGUAUCACUGCCUUACAAACCUCACAAAUGCUUAUUGGUGUGGCCAUUUCAAUUACCGUUCUUAAUCUCAAACUCAAUGGCACUUUGUGUCAACAAUCAAUGGACAAUCUAGCGUUAUGUUUCGCCAUCUAUGCAUCAUUCGCGGUACUUUUCAUGCGGUUCUUUUAUGACGCUUACAUGAGACCGAGAAAAGCUGCUGCUGCUCAACAAGCAAUAAUGACUCCAAAUAAAGAAUCAGUCAACAAGAAGGAUGAAUAA
This is a messenger RNA of Anisakis simplex (herring worm), 912 nucleotides long. Lineage: Eukaryota; Metazoa; Nematoda; Chromadorea; Rhabditida; Anisakidae. The record is from the annotation of a GenBank genome assembly.